Morchella importuna is the source of this 2301-nucleotide messenger RNA. RefSeq lists its product as uncharacterized. The coding region runs from base 1 to 2301 and encodes 766 amino acids. The record is from RefSeq and is a predicted model, not a curated record. NCBI's taxonomy places the organism in Eukaryota, Fungi, Ascomycota, Pezizomycetes, Pezizales, Morchellaceae. The transcript has 7 exons. Gene Ontology annotation, molecular function: hydrolase activity, hydrolyzing O-glycosyl compounds; carbohydrate binding. Gene Ontology annotation, biological process: carbohydrate metabolic process.
AUGGUCAAAUUCUCCAAGGGGAUGUGGCAUGCCACACCUGACACUAUAAUCCGCUGGGCUACUGAAUCUGUCAAGGCAGAAGCACUCCCUGAGUCGAUUCGCACUGUAGCGUCUUCACGAGCAAUAAACCACCGCGGCGACACUCUUAAUAACCCAACCUUGACCAUUACAGCCUCCUCACCUUCCGACGAUAUCCUCUUACUCUCCUCCUACCAUUGGAAAGCCCAGCGCAGCACCGCAAUUGGACCUCGUUUCGAACUCUACCCCGAUGGCCUUCCGGAGCGUGUUAAUCCCGUUACUACCGCCAAAACGGACGAUUUACUAACAUUAACUACGGGAGAGCUUACGACAAGUAUCAAUAUCCGUCCUAAAUCCUUCAAUGUCGACUUCAAGGCAGGAAAUAAGCUAUUGACAAAGCUUGGUUGGCGCAGCGUUGGGUACGUCCAGAAAGGAACGGAUGCUCAUCCCAAUACCGAACUUGUGGAUCCAGAUAAGGGGGAGAGGUGGUUCACGUAUCAGUUGCAGCUUGGUGUCGGAGAGAAGAUAUAUGGGCUAGGGGAGAGAUUUGGACCAUUUAUCAAGAAUGGACAGACUGUGGAGUUGUGGCACGAAGAUGGUGGCACCUCGUCAGAGCUUGCCUACAAAAACAUCCCAUUCUACCUCUCCUCCGCCGGUUACGGAAUUUUUAUUCCUACCUCCGCCUUCGUCUCCUAUGAGGUACAAUCCGAGCGCACCACUCGCGUCAACAUCAGUGUCCCCGGGGAAGCCCUCUCAAUGUAUCUCAUCUACGGCCCAACACCUAAAGAUAUCCUGUCAAAAUAUACACUCCUCACCGGGCGUCCUGCCUUGGUGCCUGCAUGGACCUUUGGACUAUGGUUGAGUACGAGCUUUACGACUAACUAUGAUGAAGCCACCGUCGAUAGUUUUUUGGCGGGUAUGAAAAAGAGAGAGAUCCCCGUAGGAGUGUUCCAUUAUGAUUGCUUCUGGAUGAGAGGGUUCCACUGGUGCGACUUCGAGUUUGAUCCGUUGUAUUUUCCGGAUGCAAAGAAACAAUUGAAGAGUUUGAAAGAUAGGGGGAUAAAGAUUUGCGUAUGGAUAAACUCUUAUAUCGCACAAGAAAGUAAAAUCUUUGAUGAAGGAGUUGAGGGAGGCUACUUUGUAAAGAGACCUGAUGGAGGCGUCUGGCAAUACGAUGCCUGGCAAGCGGGAAUGGCAUUCGUAGAUUUCACCAACCCAGCUGCCUGUAAAUGGUACCAAAGCAAGCUCGCCGAUCUGGUUGACCUUGGUGUUGACGUCUUCAAAACCGACUUUGGCGAGCGCAUCCCCACCGGAAACGUCGUCUACCAUGAUGGCUCAGACCCAGAACUCAUGCACAAUUACUACACACAGCUCUAUAACAAAACAACAUUCGAGAUCCUGGAGAAAAAGCUCGGCCCUAAUAACGCGGCACUAUUUGCGCGUUCUGCAACAGCAGGAGGCCAGCGUUUCCCUGUCCACUGGGGAGGUGACCCGAUGAGUACGUAUGAAGCAAUGGCAGAGACGCUAAGAGGGGGUUUGAGUCUUGGUUUGUGUGGGUUUGGAUAUUGGGCUCACGAUAUUGGUGGGUUCGAGGGGAAGCCGGACCCGGGCCUGUUUAAACGCUGGAUAGCGUUCGGGUGUAUGAGCAGUCAUAGUAGACUUCAUGGGAGUGGGAGUUUCAGGGCACCAUGGCUACUUGAUGAGUCUGGUCAGGCUGACAGGGUGCUCAGGCACUGGGUCAACUUCAAACUCAGUAUCAUGCCGUACCUCUACGAAGCAGCAAUCAAGGCCCACACCCACGGUCACCCCAUGAUGCGGCCCAUGUUCGCCGAGUUUCCCGAGGAUCCAAUCACUUGGCACCUCGACACGCAGUAUAUGCUCGGUGAUAACGUCCUUGUUGCACCUGUUUUCAAUGACGAAGGGGACGUAGAGUUCUACGUACCAAAAGGGAAGUGGUACGGGCUACUAGACCACAAGAUUCGGGAGGGGCCCGGGUAUUUCAAAGAGAAACAUGAUUUCUUCUCGAUGCCAGUGCUGCUCAGACCCGGAUCGGCGGUAUUGAUGGGAAAUCGGGUGGAUAUCGCGGAGUAUGACUGGGAGGAUGGCGCUAGUUUAAUGGUGAAUCCACUGCCGGGGAAGACGAUCAAGGUCAAUAUUCCGGACUGGAAGAAACAGGGAGAGAUUAAGUCGACGGUGGAGGUGGACUAUCAGGAUGGUCAGGUUAGUCUGAAAGGCGCAAAGACUGGGAUUCUAAUUGUGGAUGUCCUGAAAAGAUCUCAGUGA